Molecule: messenger RNA, 2085 nt
Organism: Pimephales promelas (fathead minnow)
Lineage: Eukaryota; Metazoa; Chordata; Actinopteri; Cypriniformes; Leuciscidae
Gene: c4hxorf58
Product: chromosome 4 CXorf58 homolog
Source: RefSeq, a predicted model, not a curated record
ACCAUUACAGGCGCGCGCACUCGUCUGACAACAAAGCCAGACAUCAGAGCCAGUUUUACUGUGAGUCAGUCAGUCAGCUGAUUGUUAUGGAGGGGAGACUGGAGAAAUAUGAGAAUUGUGCCAGAAGAAUUCAGUCAUACUGGAGAUCGUUCAGGGACAGACGGCUCUUCAGACUCCUGAUCUAUACUCUACGCUCGGCUGAACAGUGUCCGGCUUCAUCAGUUCUGCUUCAGCUCAGUCCCAGAGAAGCUGAGCUCCUGAAAGACCCCUGUCUGAAGUGCAAGCUACGAUUCAGGUUUGCAGGUCCUCGAUUUCCUCCUUCUGUUGUGUUCAAGAUCGUCCACAUGGGAGGAGGACGACAGCAUCUGUGCGGACACAACCUCUUCACUCUCUUCAACCAGGCCACAGCAGACUCCUGCAGAAUGAUGGGAAAUCGAGUAUUUAUGGAUCUGAUUUCAGUGAACGAGAUCCACAAAGCCGCUGUUGAGCCACAGGAUGUGAUGUGCAUGAGAGACUAUAUGCAGUACUCCAGCCAUCUGGAUGAGCUUCCGGCACGUCUCGGUGGCAGAGAGAACGGCUGGCGCUUCAUGACUCUGAAGGUGCUGUCCCGGGACGUUCCUCUCAGGCGUAGAGAGAGCGGGUUCAGUGCGGGCGGACUCAGAGCGGUCCUGCCGUCCAGACCCGGGUGUGCCGGACAGGAGCUCUCGCACAGAGGUUUUCUGGCCUCGACACGCCGCUCCGCUCGUGCUCAGAUCACUGCGGAUCGCAAGAGACGCCUCUACGGCCUGACCGACACACACAGAGUGUUACAUGAACAUAUGGACCGCAUUAAUAACCAUGACUUGAAGAAACAGAACGGGAACACUGAGAAAUGGGGCAUCAAGAUAGUUCUGCCGUUAGUUGAGACCGAAGAUGAUGUAAACUCAUCAGAGUCUGAAUGGGAGGAAGAGGCUGAGAAACUGUGCAACUGGUCAAAGCAACUGGAUAUAGAGGAUGUCCAGACACCCGAGCUCAUUUAGUAGACUUUAGUAGAUGCCUUGAUUUAAGUAUACACUACAAACUUUUAGUGCAUUAUUCUGGGAAAUUUGAAUUGGCAAUUAAUUAUGAGACUUGCUAUUUGCAGUUAAUGGCUUCAUUUGACAUGAUAACACUCGUAUUUGAACAUUUGGGCUAUUUUGUUUGAUUUCACCUUCAUACUUCAUGCAUAUUAUUCACCCUCGAAAGACAUCCAUCCCAGAAACAGAUAGAGGUGUACUACAGUAACAUUUUUGUAUGCAACAAACCAAUUAGUCUUAAUAGUCUUACAUUUAAAACAAUACCUAAUUUUUCACUAAAUAUGUGUUGAAAACUAAAAAAACAACAUUUUGAUUAAGGAUUAGAGAAAAGAACGAUGAAACACCAGGGAUAUUUCAUAAUAAAUGGCCUGUUUUUCAGUUUUGAUAUUGAUGAAUUAACUUUAAUCUUAAAAUUAACUAAACUUCUGAGACAAAGAAAAAAAGUUUUUUGAAUUUAGUAUUUUUUCAUGCAUAACAUUGUUUAGAAUAGCAUAAGAAACAAAUGGAAGAAAAUAAAACAUUUAAAAAUAUAUAUAUAUUGUAUUCAUAUGUUGUGCAAUGUUCACUGUAGUGGACACCUGGAAAAACAACAAGAUUUUUACAAUUGGGAACGAUCAAUUUUAACCUAGCUUCGAAGAAAGAUGAUUCUCAACUAUGUUAUGAAAGAUAUAAUGGAAUGAAUUAAUAUAUAAUUUUACUUUACUUUUAAAUGGACUGCAUUUAUUUUUUUUACUGCAAUAUUAUAAUGAUUUUUUUUACUGCUAUAUGUGUAUAAAAUGGCCAUAAAUGGGUACCAUUCAAUACAAUACUGUAUCUAAUCUGCAUUUUAAUGUUCUCGGGGCAACUUGUAAUGAAAAAACAAAAACAAAAUAAUAAGUGUAAUAAUGGGAGUAAUAUUUGGCAACAUUUUCAUAAUAAUAUCUAAUAUUUUAUAGGAAUAUUGAUAUACAAUUUUCACUUUCACCAUUCACUUUUGUAUCCCAAAAUGCCUAAUAAACACGAUCAGAGUCCUAAUGCCUUCUACAGUGGA